Salvia splendens (bonfire salvia) is the source of this 1011-nucleotide messenger RNA. RefSeq names its product WAT1-related protein At4g30420. Gene Ontology annotation, molecular function: transmembrane transporter activity. Gene Ontology annotation, cellular component: membrane. NCBI's taxonomy places the organism in Eukaryota, Viridiplantae, Streptophyta, Magnoliopsida, Lamiales, Lamiaceae. The record is from RefSeq and is a predicted model, not a curated record. The transcript is spliced from 7 exons. The coding region runs from base 1 to 1011 and encodes 336 amino acids.
AUGGGUUUGGAGAAUUAUAAGCCCAUCAUAGUUAUGGUAGGAUGUCAAUUUCUCUAUGCAGGAGUUGCUCUAACCGGAAGAGAAGCUCUUUUGCAAAAUUUUAGCUCAAGAGUUUUUGUUGUUUACAGACAAUUUACUGUUUUCUUGCUUAUUGCUCCUUUUGCUUUUUUCUCAAGGUAUGCAAAUGCGUGUGCUAUGACCUGGAAGAGCUUCUUCUUGAUAUCCUUGCUGUCUUUCAUUGGUGUAACAUUUAGCCAGAACCUAUACUACGAGGGAUUGUACUUAUCCUCAUCCUCAGCCGCUAGCGCUUUGGGCAAUGCGGUUCCUGCCAUUACCUUUACUAUAGCUUAUUUCUUAGGGUUGGAAAAAGUGAAUCUUCGAAACGUGAGAAGUUUGUGUAAGAAUUUGGGAACAACAGGUCUAUGUGUAAGUGGCGCUGUUGUAAUGGCAGUGCUAAAAGGUCCAAAAUUAAUAAACAUGGAGUUGUUGCCAAAAAAAUUCAAUUGGAGAAGAAAACAGAUGGUUGAUCUGUUCUUGCAAGCACAACUAUGGGUUAUCUUGCAGGUGUAUGUAACAGCUCACUAUCCAGAUAAUCUCUCAUUAACGGCAUGGAUGUGCUUAAUCGCAGCCGUCCAAUCCGCCAUCUUGACAUUCAUCGUCGAGCCUGAUUUGAACUACGCAGGUGUGGCGUCGGCAUUGACAUUCUUAGGUCAAGCAUGGUGCAUAGGCAUGAGAGGGCCUCUUUUUUCAGCCAUGUUCAAUCCUCUUUGUACAGUACAGUCUUUGCCUUCAUUUUCAUGCAUGAAGAGUUUGUACAUCGGAAGCCUGACUGGUGGAUUGGCGGUGAUAAAUUGGAUUGUAUGUGGUGGUGCUAUGGGGGGCAAAGCAAAAGACUAUGAAGAAAUCAAGGAAGAAGACACUACUACUAAAAAGCACCAAAAUAAUGUUAAUGGGCAAUAUGAGGCCAUCACUAGUGUCGACUUGGAGCAGCCCCUUUUGUCUCAUAAUUGA